This is a messenger RNA of Bactrocera oleae (olive fruit fly), 611 nucleotides long. It is a transcript of the gene RpL36A, whose product is annotated as ribosomal protein L36A. NCBI's taxonomy places the organism in Eukaryota, Metazoa, Arthropoda, Insecta, Diptera, Tephritidae. Gene Ontology annotation, biological process: translation. Gene Ontology annotation, molecular function: structural constituent of ribosome. Gene Ontology annotation, cellular component: cytosolic large ribosomal subunit; ribosome. The record is from RefSeq and is a predicted model, not a curated record.
UAUUUUGACGUUUACUCGUUCUGUUUAUAAAUUUUGACAGCUGACAGUUGUGUCGUUUCCGUUUAUUCUCUCUUCUUUUCUUUUUUUCUUUCUUUGACAACCAAGAAUCGUCAAGAUGGUGAAUGUGCCGAAACAGCGACGCACCUUUUGCAAGAAGUGCAAGUGCCACAAGCCACACAAGGUGACACAAUACAAGAAGUCGAAGGAGCGUAAAGGUGCUCAGGGCAGACGUCGUUACGACAGAAAACAACAAGGUUUCGGUGGUCAAACCAAGCCUAUCUUCAGAAAGAAGGCUAAGACCACUAAAAAGAUUGUGUUGCGUAUGGAGUGCACCGAAUGCAAGUACCGCAAGCAGACACCACUGAAGCGUUGCAAACAUUUCGAGUUGGGAGGUGACAAAAAGAGGAAGGGACAGAUGAUUCAGUUCUAAAUCACUCGCCCCCAAUUCCAAGCCACUAUCUGCUUUUUUGUUUCGCUGUUUUUUACCAAUAUAAGAUUUGUAUACGGAAUGCCUUGUGGAAAGGCAUUUUUAACAAGUCAUUUGUGAAAAAAUAUAAUUUAAAACAAUGUUCUUUAGUUAAACAUUGAAGUAAAAAAAAAAUCAAACAAAA